GAGUUCGCGCCGUCGAAAAAAACGCUCGAGUUCUGUUCUAACCUGCUCUGACUCCGGGGAGCAGGGCAACGCAGAGCAGUCAAAACAAAUGGCGGCACCGAUUGAUCAAUUACGUGGAUUACGUGUAAUCGAAAUUAUGCAGGAUUUGUUGUCAUCAGACAGUUCUGAUGAUGACGAUGAUAUUAUUGAUGUACAAUUAUUGAGGAAUAAUGCCAGAAGACGCCGAUGGGGUGAAGUUCCCAAAGUUGAAAAUUUUAUUCGCGAUGUAGUUGACAAGUAUUCAGAGCCAGAAUUUAAAAGUGAUUUCCGAGUAUUUCGUGAAACAUGUAAUUAUUUAAUUGAAUUGUUCGAACAAAGUGUAUAUUGCCCCCGAGGAGCACCUUUUGGCGGUGUUGAAGCGAAAAGUGCCGAAGAACACAUUCUGUAUUAUUUAUGGUAA
Temnothorax curvispinosus is the source of this 439-nucleotide messenger RNA. RefSeq lists its product as uncharacterized. Lineage: Eukaryota; Metazoa; Arthropoda; Insecta; Hymenoptera; Formicidae. The record is from RefSeq and is a predicted model, not a curated record. Bases 89 to 439 code for a protein of 116 amino acids. The transcript has 2 exons.